AGAACCCGCAGAAGGCUACGGCAACGAAUUCAGACCUGAAUUCGUUGGCUACGGUCUGGCCGAAAUUCCUUGAGAAUAAAUCAAGUAUUUGGGUGCCCAUACCAACGUAGUCAUACGUAUGUAGUAUGUACAUACGUGCGAUCUUCAAAAAGUAUUUGGGUUCGCCCGACAUUCAGCUCCAUGGUUCGCCUGUAUUCUAUAGGGACUCUGUUUGCCUUCAUUUUUUUGUCCAUAGAAUAGAAGAUGAGAACGACUCAGUAAAUUGAGUUCACCAACUAUUAAUGCAACCUAACUCGUGUCUUUACUAGUCGAAUCGUGUCGAAUCGUUGAUAGUGGUUGGGUUGCACGGUGGUUGACAAGGAUAUCAGUGUUGAGGAGCUUCGACCGAAGCGAAGAUUUGGGGAUCAGUCAUAUUGCUCAUUGUCAUUAUUUAUGUCGGAAAAUGUAGCUCAUGAUGCCAUGGACCCUCUGCGGGUAAGCAUAAUCCUGACGCAAAGCCUUUGGAAAAAUUAAAAUACAAAGUAACCAGCAAUGGAAUCGAUAGAGAAAUAACAGCAUUGCUUGAUCUCAACAUUUGGUUUGACAAGCGACUUGUGAUUGCAUUGCGGAAUGAUAACAGUAUCUAGCAUAAUUGAUAUAAAUUCUUCAGAAUAAAUACUGGGUCGAAGAACGAUAUUACCUCUACUAUGUCAUGCCAGAAAUUUACACAAAAGAUGAAACAGUAAUUAUUGGAGCUAAGAAAGAAUGGCUGGAUUUGGUCGAUCAUAUAAUACAGGAUUUAAAAUGGCUUUUGAGCCUUCCUCAUCACAAGUUUUGGUCACAUAUAGUUUACGAACCAUCGAUAACAAACAUGCUGGUUUCCGUUUUGCAAGACAGUCCACCAUUCUAUGCACUGGAAAGCUUUCCUGAUAUCACCGCGAUGAAGGAGGCACUUGAUGUAUUACAACAAUUAGUGUUGUUGACAUUUGUGCGGCUCAUUACAAACAAAGAAAGUCCCGAGUACUUCAUGGAUCCUGUUGUUCAGGGGAAUUUGCUUUAUGACAACUAUGUAUAUACUAUUGCCAUUAUUUUGGAUUUAUCCCAACUCUAUGGCAGAGCAAAUAGAGAAACAGUCUCAUGUAUUAUGCAAGCAUUAUUUCAAAUGCAACCAUUAUACAUGGAGGAUCUAGACAAAUCUGUCGGAUUUUUAACCCAGGUAUUUCGUGGGAUAGAACAGAGAUUUGAAGACUCUCCUGUUUCUCUGUCGGGUGAACUUGUCUCAUUAUGCGAGAGAGGUGGUGCUACUGGAGAGAUAUCAUUAGGUGUGCUUGAGGACUAUAUUGUAUAUCUCUUAGACGUGUCAUCUAGUCUCGCUAUUUUUCUGGAAAUCUACCCAAGUGCAUCCAGAAUUUUUCACAAAAAAGAAUUUCUGACCAGAAUAAUCUCCGUAUAUGAAAACAUCAUACCAGAAAUGUACAAAAGGCUCGAACAGCUAGCAUAUAAUGACGAGAUGAUGGUGAAGUAUUUUGAAAUAGAGCAUCGCUUAGAUGUAGCGAGAGCAGAGAUUUUGAAGUUGUACCGAUCUAUCAUAUUUGUCUCUAUAAAUAACAUCUUGGAGAAAACAAAUGCAUUGACCGAAGUUGAGGUAAAAGAGCACACAGAUGGCUAUCUUGGUGUUUUAUUAGAUGCGCUAUCUGAGAAAGAGUUCAUUAUUGAUUAUCAUCAAAUGUAUCCCAUUGACAUGGACCUGGAUGUUUUAACAUCCAUUUGCCCUGAAGUUGAUACAAUGAAAUGUGAUUUCAUUCUACAGUCAUUAUAUUCAUCAAUCAAUGAUAUGAGUCAAAUAAGCCAAAUUGCUGAAAAAAUUAAUUCAAAGAAUGCUUUUCCCAUGGAAGUCAAUGAUUAUAAAAAUAUGGCUGGUCCAAGCGGUGCACAAAGCAAUGUUCCAUCGAUUAGUAAGAGUCCCUUUUACACCGAGGAACUUCAUAGUCUUGAAGGCGGUGCGGAUAAUGCUUCCCUCAUAACUGAAGUUAAAGAUAUUCUACCACAUCUUGGCGAGGGAUAUAUCGAAAAGUGCUUGAAGCAUUACAGUAAUGAUAGCGCAUCUGUGAUAAAUGCUAUCUUAGAGGAUUCCUUACCACCCGAUAUCAAGGAACUCGAUCCAACAUUACCUCACAUACCACCCGACCCCAUGGAAGCAUCGGUUGCAGUUGAUUUAGCCAUAGACAUGCAAAGACUGAAUGUGUUUGACAAUGAUGAAUUUGAUAUCAUGACGCGAGAUCAUAUUGAUCCAUCCAGAGUACAUAAAGGCAAAAGACAAGGAAAGCACAAAAAUUUGAACGAACUUUUGAACGAUAAAUCUUACAGAGAAAGUUUGAAUGACGUGUACUCCAAGUAUAGUUUAAUCGCGGACGAUUACGAGGAUGAGUAUGACGACACCUAUGAAAGUCACAGUGUGGGUUUAAGCUCUCGUGAUGAUUCAACGGAAAUGGAUGCUCGACCAUUCGCCAUUCCAAGAGUUUUACAAUCCCGAAACAAACUCCAAGCUGCAUCAGAAGACGAAGAUAGCGAAGAACAAGACGUUGCAAGAACCAGCAUAAAUAAUGAAGGAACACAGUUUGUGCAGGAUCCAGCUGUGUUACGUGCUAGAGCCGAAGAACGCAGGCAAUCCAAACGACGGAAUUCCGGCCGGACUUUUGCUGGGGCACAAGAAAGAGAUGUGACAGGCAAGCCAAAAGGUCAAGGUCAAGAUAAACAAAUAUUGAUAAAUAGAAGCAAUAAAAAUGCGCACAAAUCUUCAAGGGCCAAUCACAAUCGUCGAUCAGGGGCCCAGUGGAAGCAAAGACAAGGCAUGGUUCCAUCCUAAAAAAGGAAUUUGUAGAAGAGCAUAUUUGUUACAUGACGUGCUCAUCUGUUGGAUAAAGUUGUCGGGUGAUGGAAGAUUAUGGGAUUAUGGGAUCAUGCUGUGAGAAACGGCAAACGACACGGCCAAUCAACAAUAAUCUUCAACUAUUAUGAUCAACUUAUGGCCUAAAAGUGAGCACCCAAUACAUGUCAAUUGUUUUCAGGAACACAAUGGUUUUUCUGAUUGUCACAUGAAAGGGUUUAGCCAAGUUUCAGAAAUAUCUCAACAAUCUUUAAUUUUCGAUAAUACUUUUGUCAUACUUAUGUUACCAGCAGAGAUUUAAAUAAAAUUAAUUCCUCGACUA
Molecule: messenger RNA, 3188 nt
Organism: Athalia rosae (coleseed sawfly)
Lineage: Eukaryota; Metazoa; Arthropoda; Insecta; Hymenoptera; Athaliidae
Product: activating signal cointegrator 1 complex subunit 2
Exons: 15
Coding region: 692-2845 (717 amino acids)
Biological process (GO): regulation of DNA-templated transcription
Molecular function (GO): ubiquitin binding
Source: RefSeq, a predicted model, not a curated record